CCUGAACUUCCAGGCUGUUACACUGGCAUCAUCCAUCCAAACUCCGAUCAUACAUCCCGUCGCCCAUCAACUCCCAUCCGUUUCGUUUUCGUCCGUAACUGUGACUGCGCCGGCUGUAGGUCUCGGCUUUGUACCGCCACCUGUUCCCUUUUUGGGCUUCCCCAGCAUCUUUACCCGGCUCCAAACCAAGCGGCAGUUUCUCCAACUGCCCUUCUCUUGUUCCACUCACUCUCUCGCCCUGCGUGUGCGAUCGCGACAGGACGCUGUUCCACCAUGCCUUCCCCCAAGCAAAGAAAGGUCGCCAUUGUCGGCAGCCGCUCCGUCGGCAAGUCGUCUCUGGCGGUGCGGUUCGUGGACGGCCACUUCGUCGACAGCUACUACCCCACGAUCGAGAACACGUUUAGCAAGAUGAUCAAGUACAAGGGCCAGGACUUUUCUACCGAGAUUGUCGACACGGCAGGCCAAGACGAGUACAGCAUCUUGAACUCGAAGCAUUUUAUUGGAAUCCACGGGUACAUGCUCGUCUACUCGGUAUCAUCGCUGCCCUCGUUCGAGAUGGUGCAGGUCAUUCGGGAAAAGAUUCUAAACCACCUGGGCACCGAGUCCGUCCCCAUCGUCAUCGUGGGCAACAAGAGCGAUCUGCGACCCGAGCAACGGCAAGUCACCCCCGAGGACGGGCAGAAGCUCGCCGAGAAGAUCCAGUGCGGCUGGACCGAGGCGAGCGCGCGGUACAACGAGAACGUGGGCAAGGCCUUUGAGCUCUUGAUAGCGCAGAUCGAGAAGUCGCAGAACCCCGGCGAAGCGCCUGCGAAGAGCAAUUGCGUCCUGAUGUGA
Messenger RNA from Fusarium falciforme, 834 nucleotides. RefSeq lists its product as hypothetical. The coding region runs from base 274 to 834 and encodes 186 amino acids. Gene Ontology annotation, biological process: small GTPase-mediated signal transduction. Gene Ontology annotation, cellular component: plasma membrane. The record is from RefSeq and is a predicted model, not a curated record. Lineage: Eukaryota; Fungi; Ascomycota; Sordariomycetes; Hypocreales; Nectriaceae. Gene Ontology annotation, molecular function: GTPase activity; GTP binding; GDP binding. The transcript has 3 exons.